AUGCCGUCUCCAAACCAGUUCCGGAAACCGGAAGGUACCGCCUACCAGGAUAUUAGUGGCACAUUCAGCAUCAUUGUUGAGCUUGUAAUGGUGGUCGUAAACUUCCUGCCACUUGUUGUUAUCAUCAAAUGGAAGAAAUAUCGGGAACGAACUACCACAGAUGAUAUUGUUAUCGUUCUUAGUGUUUCAUACAUUGUAUCUGUCCUAGUGCCUACUCCACUCGGACACAUCAGCUACUUUCAACAGAAAUGGUAUGGCGGAAAAUCUAGUUGUAAUUUCUAUCAAGUGACAAGCACUUGGUUUCGUCUGACGUCUCUCUUUCUUGUCACUCUACUCUGCCUCGACAAAUCCUGUGCCAUUUAUCUGUACAGAGCUCACAACUUUACAGCGAGGUAUCACGGCAAGUUAAAAAUUGCUGUAAGUGUGGCAGUGAUUUUAUUAUUCACUCUAUUCGUGUCAUGCUUACCUGUGAUGGGUUUCGGACCAGAUUCAUCCACCGAUACCCGUUGUGAAUCAUGGAUUAGUGCUUCACCGAAAAAAGGGCGGGAACAUUUAUUUUCGUAUUUAUUUUUAUUCUGUGGAUUUGGGAACUUUCUGUGUGUGUUUAUAACGAAUUUUUACAUGUCAUGGAGUUUGAGAAAAUUAAAGAAAAAUUUAUAUACAGGGGAUCGGUACAGAUCCACUUCAAGCCAAAGUGCUGUGAGAUGGCAGAUAGAGGGUAUUGUCGUAUUGCAUGGCGUAAAAAUGGUUAUGGCAGUGUCAGUGCUUCUAUACAUCACGUGGUUUCCUACAAUGGUUCUGAUCACCCUUCGGAAAGUUGGGCUAAAGAUAAGCGACAUAUCCGUCCUGUACGCUCUACUCAGUACAUCAUUGUCUGGACUCCUCAACCCAAUUAUCUUCGGUCUGUUCGAUAAAUCCUACCGACACGGUUACAAGAAAAUACUCAAAUCUAUCAAAUUCAGCUGCAGAUGCAAAAAAGGAGAAUUUCAACAAAUACAAGCCGUAUCAUCGGAUCCCAGCGUGCCUAGAUCGGCUUCUGAUGCUGUUCAGCUUUCCGCAAACAACUACCGAGAUCCUCUUCAUCAUUCCGCAUCAACAGGCACUUCCGCUUCCGGACUUAACAAUGCUGCAUUUUGUGAUGUGACGCCACACAGUCUGGAAGACAGCGAGAGAAAAGCAGAAAACAGUGCUCUUUUGAAAUACAUAGGUUCGGACAAAGGCAGAAAAGACAACGAAAGAACAGGUCUGCUUGAGAACUCCUCUUAUUUCGCGUCGUCAUCAGCUUUCGGAGGACCAGCUGACCCCGAUAAUGAUUCCCAUUCAUCGUCAUCAUCGCUCUUGUCAUCGAUAUGUGAUUCCCAAGACGAUAGAUCCUACUCUUCUAGUGAAGAGGACGACGACGACUAUGUUGAAUAUGACGAAUCUGUGGUAGAGGAAAGUACAAUGUAG
Molecule: messenger RNA, 1449 nt
Organism: Ylistrum balloti
Lineage: Eukaryota; Metazoa; Mollusca; Bivalvia; Pectinida; Pectinidae
Product: galanin receptor 2b-like
Exons: 3
Coding region: 1-1449 (482 amino acids)
Biological process (GO): G protein-coupled receptor signaling pathway
Cellular component (GO): plasma membrane
Molecular function (GO): G protein-coupled receptor activity
Source: RefSeq, a predicted model, not a curated record